Messenger RNA from Physella acuta, 4982 nucleotides. RefSeq names its product cAMP-dependent protein kinase regulatory subunit. The record is from RefSeq and is a predicted model, not a curated record. Gene Ontology annotation, biological process: negative regulation of cAMP-dependent protein kinase activity. NCBI's taxonomy places the organism in Eukaryota, Metazoa, Mollusca, Gastropoda, Physidae. Gene Ontology annotation, molecular function: cAMP binding; cAMP-dependent protein kinase inhibitor activity; protein kinase A catalytic subunit binding. Gene Ontology annotation, cellular component: cytosol; cAMP-dependent protein kinase complex.
ACAUUGUUGUUGUAUUAAAAAAAAAAUACAACAAAAUGGCGGCCAACACCGAUGAGGAGCAGAGCUUAAAGGAAUGUGAAGCGUAUGUUCAAAAGCAUAAUAUUCAGCAAUUGCUAAAAGAAUGCAUUGUACAACUAGUGGUCAACAAGCCGGACAAUCCGUUAGCAUUCCUGAGGGAUCACUUCGAUCGUCUAGAAAAGGAGCAGGCUGCUAAAGAGAAGAGCAAGUCGGCCACCCCUCCCAGCGAUGAGAAGGACGAUGACGUGGCCAGCACCCCCCCACACAUGCACCCCGCCAUGAACAAACGGGUCAGGAGGGGCGCCGUGUCCGCCGAGGUGUACAGGGAGGAGGACGCCGCCCAGUAUGUCAAAAAGGUAGUACCAAAAGACUACAAAACCAUGGCCGCCCUUUCGAAAGCCAUUUCAAAAAACGUCCUGUUCUCACACCUGGACGAUAACGAAAGAAGUGAUAUUUUUGAUGCAAUGUUUCCUGUCCAUCGGCACGCGGGCGAAGUCAUUAUACAGCAAGGUGACGAGGGAGACAACUUUUACGUCAUUGACCAAGGCGAAGUUGACGUCUAUGUCAACGGUGUUCACGUGACCAGUAUCGGCGAGGGAGGAAGUUUUGGUGAGCUGGCGCUCAUCUACGGCACGCCCCGUGCCGCCACGGUCAAGGCGAAAAACGAUGUCAAACUGUGGGGUAUUGACAGAGACAGUUACAGGAGAAUUUUGAUGGGCAGCACCAUAAGAAAGAGGAAAAUCUACGAGGACUUCCUUAGCAAGGUCUCCAUCCUAGAAAACCUGGACAAGUGGGAACGUUUGACUGUGGCUGAUGCUCUGGAACCUGUCCAGUUUGAGGACAAGGAGGAGAUUGUCAGACAAGGGGAGCCAGGGGAGGAUUUCUUUAUCAUACUAGAGGGUUCAGCCGCUGUCCUGCAGCGAAGGUCAGAGAACGAAGAACCCGUGGAGGUCGGUCGUCUGGGACCCUCAGAUUAUUUUGGUGAAAUCGCGCUGCUGUUGGACCGCCCCAGGGCUGCAACUGUCGUGUCGCGGGGUCCCCUGAAAUGUGUCAAACUUGACCGCGCCAGGUUCGAGCGUGUGCUGGGGCCGUGCGGUGACAUCCUGAAGCGCAACAUCUCCCAGUACAACAGCUUCGUGUCGCUGUCAGUCUAAGGGAGGUCACGGUGACCUGUCAGUCUGAAAGGUCAUGGCGACCUGUCAACAGUCAGUCUGAAAGGUCAUGGUGAUCUGUCAGUCUGAAAGGUCAUGAUGACCUGUCAACUGUCAGUCUGAAGGUCACAGCAACCUGUCAGUCUGAAAAGGUCAUGAUGACCUGUCAGCUUUCAGUCUGAGAGGUCACAGUGACAUAUCAGUCUAUGGCAGGUCACUGGCUAGAACUUUGUCCUUGUCUCCCGUCAGCCAUUUUGAUGAACACAACAUAGCUCAACAAGAUGGCCGCUCAUGUCUCCAUCAUAGUAGAAUGCAAUCUUUUCAUUGUUAUGUUUUAAUGGUUUGCACGUCUGGUCCUUAAUUAAUGUUGAAUUUAUAAAUAAUUAAUUAUCAUGCAAGGUUGUUUUUGUAUUUUAUAAAGUUCUAUAGUUGUGUUAGUUGGCUGUGAAAAGUCUGAACUUACACAUGUAGAAAUUUUAAAAAAAGUUUCUUUUUUGAUUGUCAACUAACUGAAAUUAAUUUAAAAAAAUAUCUUAUUUAAUUUUAAAAUGCUAAUUUCCGUUUGUAAGAUGUUUCUAUAUUUGAAGUGUUGAAAUUAGUUGCUUCAUAUUUUCAGCUACUAAACAAAUGAGUUAAGUCCCUUUUUUUUAAAUCAUAAAAAAAAAGUUUAAAAAAAAAACAAGCUAAAAAUAGCUGACCUACUUAUCAUGAGUUGUUGUUUCUAGUGAUUGCUCUUGUGCCAUGGCAAUGACAUGAUGUGUGUAGAGAAUUUGUGCUGGGGUAUGGACCCAGGUUAGACCACCCAUUUUUAACCUCAUUGUUAUUCAUUUUACAGUACAGAUGAGAAUUGUAUGGGUUACUGCCCUUUGUUUCAUUUUUUUUUGUGUUAAUCUGACAUUUUAAGCAUGUUUUUUUUUUGUUACUGUUUUUUUUAAAGUCUGAUUAUGUAGAUUAAUGAACUGUGUAGAUUUAUAAAUUAUUUUGUUCAACAAUGUAUAAAAAUGCAUCAGGUGUCAUUUUAAAUUAUUUUGUGUGAUUUUUGUUUUACCCAGAAGCAAUAAUUCGUCGUACCACAGCUCGUAAACCAGAUGUGAUUGUCAGGUUUUGUCAGUCAGUUAUGAACAGGAAUUUAGUCAGGCUUUAUCUUAAAUAUGACUUUGUCAAUAUAUAUAUAUAUAUACAUAUAUAUUUAUGACUUUGUCAGGGUUUAUCAUAGCUUUGAACAAUUUGUUUUUGCCAAACAUUAAUUCCACCUGGAUACGAGUUAAGUUCCAAGCUUUGUACUGGUUAAUUUUUUAGUCAAAUCAACCACAAGAUAUUUUAAUUAAGAAAAAAAAAAUUCAGCUUUUAUGAAAUAAGAAAACAAAAAUGUAUCAAAUAUUAGUACAGUAUUUAAAGGAAAAAACUUUAGGUUAGCCGUUACAUGAUUGAUAGCCUACAUGGUGUGUGUAGAUGUUGAGUUUUCAUUACUGCAGGAAUGUGAUCAAUCUUCCAGGCUAUGUUCAUACUUAAACCAUUUGGUUUUGAGGUUAUCUCUUGUCCAUUUCAAGGUCUACACCUCAGUGCUACUAAAUGACUGUUUUUUUUUCCUUUUAAUUAAAUUAAACAAACAUGAAGUAAAGUUCCCCUUCCAAACCUGACGGUCUAUGGGGCAAGUGAAGUAGAGUUCACCUGUCUCUGUGACCAAACAUGAACAAACAUAUACCUAGGCUAUUUUCAAUAUUUUCCCCCGUUCACCCAUUACUAACUUUUAGAUAAUAAAAUUGUUUAACACCCUUUGCCCCAAUGUACCAUUAGAUGUCAUAGUUUCUCUAUGAUAAGAACCUACUCAGGUUUAGCUGAUGUGUACCCUCUUCUCUGUCGUCUCAAGUCCAAUUACUUAACAAUCAAGCAGAUCUCUAACAUUACUCAAUUGUAUUUGUCAUUAGCUCAACUCCUAAUUGCUCUAAUUAAUUAUUUCACCGAUCAUAUCUAUCUAGUCAUUUAUUUCCUCCUAUAAGAAUUUGAUUUCAAUUAAUUUGUGUUUUGUUUACUAUAUGAAUCAUCCACAUUUUACUAUCAAGGUUGUGUUUUAACCCUAUUUCACCAAAUAUUUAAAAAUAAUCAAAUUAAUCUCCAACUCUACUUUUCUUCCAAUUUAAGAACUAUUUCAAUUGUUUCCUAUGCCCAACAUGAGAAUUAGUUAAAUGUUAUUGUACUAAUAAAACUUAAAUAGUUUGUAACUAUUAAGUUACAAUAAAGUCCCACGUGGAAGAAAGAGGGUUAAAAUAAAAUGUAUAGAUGUCUGUACCAUUUAAAUAACAUCAUGACAUCAAAUUUCAGAUGGCACAUUUUUAAAAAUUAAAUACUAAAAAAUGACUGUGCAUGUAAAUAACAUUUUCCAAAAAUAUUUUUUUUAUAGCAUUACUAGCAAUUAUUUUUUUUGUGUGUGGUAAAUUUAGUGGUGUGAUUGUAAGUGGAAUUUAGUGGUGAUAACAUUUCUUGUAUUCUAACUGUUAGCUGUGUUCAUAGAUUCUGGCUAAUGUUAUCUUCUGAUGUCAUGUUCUGUGAUGGUCUAUUGUUAUCUCCCUUACAAUGUAAACUUUACACAGGAUAUUGCAAGAAAGAUAACCUAUGUGUAUUGCCAAGUCCUUGAUUAAGCAAAUAUUAUAGAGUAAAAAAACCAUUAUUUAUUAAGUUAGUUUAAAACUAUUUGUUGGAACUUAUAGUAGGAGUUUUAAAACUCAAAAAUUGAAUUUAUAAUUCCAAUAAGCACUAUUUGUUCUGUAAAAAAUAAUUCCAUUUUCAUUAAUUAUUAUUAAUUUAUACUUCCAAUCAGUGCUUAUUAUUCUGUAAAGUAAUAACAUAUUCAGAUCUUGAAAUAACCAGUUAUGGCAAGUUAUGUACCGAAUGUGACAAAAUCUUCUGAUACUGAUUGUGGUUAAUAUUUUUGUGCUAAAGCUUGUUCUUACAAUCAAACAUGUCUUGAUCUGUUUGAUUAAUUUCUUUCUGGAUGAGCCAAUAAAUGUACCCUACCGAGUGUAUGUUUAAAAAAAAUGGGUUAAUUCAGACAAAAAAAAUAUUGGAAUCUAGUACUUUUUAGAAGAAAAAAAAAGUUUUAAGCACAUUUUUAUUUGAUUUGUACAGGUGAUUUAAAGGUGGUAAUUUCCAGGUUCUUUAAGGUAAAGUGGAAAUACUUGAGUGCUAGUGGUAUUUUUAAGGUAAUAGUGAUGUACUCAUGAAGUAAGAGAGAGGUACCGCUGAGGUAUUUGUCUAUUUUUGUAACUGUUGACUAUGAAGAUUUUUAAAUGUUCACAAUGACUGAUAAUUCUGUUAAGAUGUAGUUCAGAUCUAUUGGUUUUUUUUUUUAUUUGUCCAACUCUAUGCUAAUUAAGUUGUGAUAAAUGGAGGUCUAUGCCUGUAAUUAACUUGUUUUAAAACAAAAAAAUUGUCAAGGUAACUACUUUAAACAUUUAUUUUUUAAUUAUUUUUGUGUAGCCAUUACACACAGGAUUGUCUAUUAACAACAUGGUCAGAAGUCCAAAUAUGAAUUAUUUUAUUUUGGUUGUUUUGUCCCCCGACUAAUUAAAGGUUUCUGGAAAAUUUCUGUUCCCAUUAAGUUGAAAUUAAUAAUAAAAAAAAAAUCAGAGGCAGUUGUCUUCUCCUGCUGCCAGUAUUGUCAGUGUUGCUUCCCUUUGUUAGUUGGGCUAAGGGUGUGUGUAGAAUUUGUUUAGAAAUACCCUGUGAUUUUGGUUGUCUUUCAAGAAAAUUAGGGGGUAAAAAAAAAUAUUUCUGUUCUGGAUAUCACAGACUAUGUGUUGGGGUAGGUUGUUC